Molecule: messenger RNA, 1485 nt
Organism: Brenthis ino (lesser marbled fritillary)
Lineage: Eukaryota; Metazoa; Arthropoda; Insecta; Lepidoptera; Nymphalidae
Source: the annotation of a GenBank genome assembly
AUGGGCUAUAAAUUUCUAAAAUUUGCAUCUACUUCAAUUAAGAGUGGUACUGUAAGAGUUGGAGUCAGACAGUAUGCAACCUCACAUGAUGCAGAUCUUGUAGUCAUUGGUUCGGGCCCUGGCGGGUAUGUAGCUGCAAUUAAAGCAGCUCAGUUGGGUUUAAAGACAAUCUCAGUGGAAAAAGACCCAACUUUAGGUGGCACAUGCUUAAAUGUUGGUUGUAUUCCAUCAAAGGCAUUGCUGCAUAAUUCUCACUUAUACCACAUGGCCAAGCAUGACUUCAAACACAGGGGUAUUGAAGUUGGUGAAGUCAAGUUUGACUUUGACGCUAUGAUGACCUACAAAUCAAAUGCUGUGAAAGCUCUUACCGGUGGAAUUGCCAUGCUUUUUAACAAAAAUAAGGUACAACUAGUUCGUGGAGUGGGCUCCAUCGUUGCCCCCAACAAAGUUGAAGUACAGGGAGAAAAAGGAGUUGAAACUAUAAACACUAAAAAUAUCAUAAUUGCAACUGGAUCUGAAGUCACACCAUUCCCCGGAGUUACUUUUGAUGAGAAACAAAUCAUUACUUCCACUGGUGCUCUUGCUUUAACCAAAGUACCCAAGAAGAUGUUGGUUAUUGGUGCUGGUGUGAUUGGUUUGGAAUUAGGCUCAGUUUAUCAAAGGCUUGGUGCUGAUGUCACAGCCAUCGAAUUCCUUGAAAGCAUUGGAGGAAUUGGUAUUGAUGGAGAAGUAUCCAAAACUCUACAAAAGAUUUUAGCUAAACAAGGUAUGAAGUUUAAACUAGGAACUAAAGUAACUGGUGUGCGAAAGGAAGGUGAAACUGUUAAAAUUGAUGUGGAAGCUGCCAAAGGUGGAAAUAAGGAAACUUUGGAUUGCGAUGUGGUUCUGAUCUCCAUCGGCCGCCGGCCGUUCACUAAGGGGCUGGGCCUAGACAAGGUGGGCAUCGCUCUAGACGACAGGGGUCGUGUGCCCGUCAACAAUAAAUUUCAAACAACUGUACCUGGAAUUUAUGCCAUCGGUGACGUCAUCCACGGGCCCAUGUUGGCGCACAAGGCGGAGGACGAAGGCAUUGUGUGCGUGGAAGGAAUUAAGGGAAUGCCAGUACAUUUCAACUACGACGCCAUUCCAUCUGUAAUCUACACAUCACCUGAAGUCGGUUGGGUUGGAAAAACUGAAGAGGAUCUCAAAAAAGAGGGGAGAGCGUACAAAGUGGGCAAGUUUCCGUUCCUGGCGAACUCGCGCGCGAAGACCAACGGCGAGCCCGACGGCUUCGUCAAGGUGCUGGCAGACAAGGCCACAGACAUCAUACUCGGCACUCACAUCAUUGGGCCCGGCGGCGGCGAGCUGAUCAACGAGGCGGUGCUGGCGCAGGAGUACGGCGCCGCGGCCGAGGACGUGGCCCGCGUGUGCCACGCGCACCCUACAUGCGCCGAAGCGCUACGAGAAGCCAACUUAGCGGCGUACAUCGGCAAACCCAUCAACUUC